Messenger RNA from Physella acuta, 1660 nucleotides. Its product is annotated as paramyosin. Gene Ontology annotation, molecular function: protein binding. Lineage: Eukaryota; Metazoa; Mollusca; Gastropoda; Physidae. The record is from RefSeq and is a predicted model, not a curated record.
GGUAACGAAGUUGUCUAGACGACAAAGUUUCACACACCUAGAUUUGUUGUUUAAAGUUUUUAGUUGACAUUACUUUGAUAUUGAUAUAGAAUUGAAAUUAUGCCUUCAAGAAUUCAGGUCAAGCUUGUUACAAAGCACAAGAAAUAUUUGGAACAACAUAUACAAUUACUGGAACCUGUUAUAGGAGAAUUGAAAAAUGUUGUUGCAAAAAGUAAGGCGUGGCUAGAAGAACAAACUGACCAAUCAUCUGUCAGCUACAUCGAGCUAUCACAAGAACUGGACACAGCAGCCACGGCCUUGUUGGAUGUGACGUCACAUAUUUUAACCGAGGACAACAUGAAUGUCAACAAACCAACGCCAUCUUUACCACAGCUUGACACACAGACAACAGCAACAUUUCUAACAAGACAACUCAAGACACAAGUCCAACAUACAGCGGCUGAAGAACAUCCUGAACUAGAGCGUAGACUUGCCUAUAUUGAAACAACACUAUCUUCACUACAGGACACACAACACAAGUCUACAGAUGACAUAUCAGAAAUAAAACAAUGGAGAGACAACUUUGUAACAGAACAGAGUGACAUGGCGGUAAACAUUGCACAACUGACUAAAAAACAAAAGCAGAAUGUUACAAACCUCAGAAAACAAAUGAGUGAACAAGGUAACAAUGUAAAGGAGCUGAACAAAGAAAUUGAAAUUUUAAAAGAAAAAGAAUCCAAGUCAAACAAAACACUAGAGAAACUGUCUCAAGAUAUAAAAGAAUAUGAAAACAACUUACAUAAAAUAAAUAAAGACAUGCAAGCUUACACAGUUGAAACAGACAAUAUAGCACAAGAAAUUAAAAGACUUUCCGAUUUAAUUGUUUCUUUACAAGAUGAAAAUAAUAAAACCUUUGUCAAAACAACAACUGGAUUUGAAAAGUUGCAAUCAAAGCACAGUGUUAUGUACAAACUCCUACAACAAAGGUUGAUGCCCAUAGACAAACUGAUUCAAAUCUUUAACCAUAACUUGGAAAAUAGUAAAGAAAGAAUUAAUAAGCUGGGUGAUCUUGAAAAUAGUAUUUCCAAGUUGUCCAACGAUUUUCAUCGCAUCAAGUCACGUGUAUGUAACAGAUAUGCUUGUCAUGUGGCGCUUGAUAAUCUCACACCUGCCAGUGUUGGAUCAAUUAUUUCAACAUUUUGUGAAGUACGUGAAUAUAACGGCCAACAUUUUAAUCAAACAACAGGAAAAUUUGUAUCACCACAUGAUGGUUUAUAUCUUGUCUGUUUCACUCUACAUGAAUGGGAAGAUAAAAUGAUCGGAGUUGAUGUGGUGGCUGGAGACAUGUGGUGUAAGUCUGUAGUAGUGAAAUGUGCCGCCACUAGCGCUGCUGGGUCAGUGGUUGUUGACAUGAAGAAAGGUCAAGAACUUUACUUUAAAGUGAUUCAAGCAGAACAAGGCGCAAAGUUAUCCGGCUUCAGUAAUUUUACUAUCGUUAGUUUAUAGAAGUACAACACAAAACAUGGUGGAUGGUAUCUGUUUAUAAAAAUCUUUUUGUUUCUAUGUAUAAGUGUAUCAUUGUAUUUGUUAAAAAUAAAACCUAGUUUUUUUGUGUGUAAACUAUGAAAUUGAAACAAAAUGAUUUAUUUAAAAAAUGGAAUAAGUUCACUUGGUAACUUAA